Messenger RNA from Ilyonectria robusta, 561 nucleotides. RefSeq lists its product as uncharacterized. Lineage: Eukaryota; Fungi; Ascomycota; Sordariomycetes; Hypocreales; Nectriaceae. The record is from RefSeq and is a predicted model, not a curated record. The transcript has a single exon. Bases 1 to 561 code for a protein of 186 amino acids.
AUGAACAUUCAGUGGUGCUUUGUCCAGGACGACCUUGGCCGCGGUGAUGUCGUAGGAGGCCACGUCUCCUUGCGCGUCCUUGAUCGCAUAUACAGCAAGAUCACCCUAGUCCGGCUUUCGGCCGUUAUUGUCCGAGCCGGUCAAGGUCACCACAUUGGGGAACACCUUCUCGUACUUGUCGUGCAGCUUCACGGAAGGCAGGUUCUGCGCCUUCAUUGCCCAGUCCGCUGGCGGUGCGGGGAGCGACGAUAUCUUAAAGGCGGCCGAGUUCGCACCGCGAGAGAGCGCCUCCUUCGAGGCAGAAGAAGCCUCCGCAGGCACGGACUCCGCGGGCACAGACUCCGCGGCCGCAGCCUCUCCUCCGUUCAGCUGAUUGCUAUUAGAAAAAGGCAUCGGCAUCGAGCCCAGUGUGUCUCAGUCCGGCCCAAAGUGGCAAAGCUCGGGCGUGUCCUCGCCUCCGCCGAGGGUGGCCGUGGCUUCGACACCACUGUACCCCUUCAUCUGGUAGAGAGGAAAUGCAUUCUUGAUGUCAUGGCCGUAGUUGUUGCCCUCGGCGUAUGA